AUGCUCAAUGCCAAACAAUCCACUUUAAACACUGCCUCAACUUCAAUUCCACAAGCCGAGACUGUCAAUAUCGAUUCGACACCAUCUUCGUAUCCAGUACUACCUAGAUCAAUUCAAAAAAACAGCGCGAUGGUAUCACCUUUAAAUAAAGUAGCUCAACUUCCGCCAUCGGCCAACCAUCACAAAGUCUAUCCACACUAUUUUGAAUCCAAUACAGUCAAUAACCAAGAAACCAUCACGCCAUCUGAACAGUACACUCUUUACUCAUCCAUCAAAGACGGCGACACUGCAUUACUUAAUACAGUAUUAAGUGGUCCAAAUGCGCACAAAGCAGUUCAAUAUACAGACCCUCAAAGUGGAUUGACAGCUUUACAAUAUGCAGUACGACAUCGGCCUCUACGAGCUAUUGAAUCCGUUCAAAUUGUCCUCAUGCUAAUUCAGAAAGGAGCUGUCGCGUCCACACCGAAUUAUAAAACAAACAAGUGUGCUUUACAUUAUAUAUUGCGCAAUCCAUACAUGAUGAAGAAAGUAGACGAGCAAGGAGAAAUAGCAGCUAGUACAAGUAGCAUGACGGCUGAAAAAGAAAAAACUGAACUAGAACUCCUCAAACUAGCAGUGUAUGAGAUUGUCAAAAUUUUACUGGAUGCUGGUGCAUUGCCUAGUGGUGCUGACGGAACUGGAAAUCAUCCGUUGCAUUAUGCUUGUCAAACAGGUGAAAUCCAGCUAGUUCAGUUGCUGUUGGAGUAUGGAGCAGAUGUAUUUGCACGAAACAGAAAAGGAAGGACGGCUAUGCAAGAAUGUUUAUUUCCAGAAAUUCGUUUCUUGUUGGAGACUGCUACAAAAACUCAAUCUACAGGUGGGCAAAACACCAAGAUUACUCAUGGUACUGACAAUACCUAUUCAGCAAACACCAUCAAACCUGAAUCGGCUGUUUGUGUCAAUGUACAUACGACUUCUCCCACAAUGGAAACGCAUACUACUAAAAAUCAAGCAAAACGAGCCAUUACAAAUCUAUCAGACAUGACCAUCAAAAACCCGAAUGAUGUCGCGAUGGAAAAAGAUGGAUCAGUGCUGCAGGCACAGAUAUGCUCACCCAUUCCAUCCCAAAUUAUUCAAGGUGGCAUUCCAGAAGUAGUGCAGGUGUUGUCUAUUAGUGCGCCUACUUCACUCCAAUCCAAUUCAACCCCUAUCUCAUCUAUACAAACGCCCAAUCCUAUUUCAACACCCCAGCUUGUUCAAGAACCACAAACAGACUUGGCUGAUGCGGAAAUCCAAGCCUCGGAUCAUACUUUGAUGAAACAAAUCUACCGAUCGCUUCGCUCAUCUUCCUCAACAUUUACUGACCUGCCUAAUACAGACACGUUGACUCUUUUUAAACAACUUUUAGCUGACUCUGAUCUUCGCUGCAUGACUCUUGAACACGAGCUUGAUCAAGCUAUUUCAGACAAAACGGUCUGUUUAGCUGCGUCUCAAGAUCAUAUUCGCCGUUUAGAGCAAGACGUGUUAAUAGCAGAAGCUCGCACAGAAAAAUCAUCCAAAGAAGUACUAAAGCUACGCCAAGAGGUAGCAUCUUUAGAGAAAAAGCUACAGGGUCUGCAAGGCGGGUCUGAGGCUUUAAUGAUGGCAUAUCAAAAGUCUUUAGACAUGAGUCAUCGAUUGGCCAACGAUGUUGAUGAAAAGCAGGAGAUGAUUGGAAAAUUGAAGCAGCAGAUUUACGGUGGUCAUCGGGAUGAAGAUGACGAGACUCUACAGGAUAGAACGUUGGUUAUGCUGGAUUUAUUGUGUAGUGCUGCUCAGUUUCAAGUGGAUGCCAUUGUAAACGAUUUAGAUCACAGAAAAGAGAGUUUAGAAAGUGUCAAGGCUCAAAGAAUCGAUCUACUUACUCGUGCUGGAAAGGACAAGGUUGAACCACUUGAAAGCGACGAAGAUCUUUUGGGACAGUUUGAUGAUGCUGAGCGAGUGAUUCUCGAUAGUAUUGAGCAGUGUAGGGCGUCCAAGGAAUCCGCUCAGUCUAUACUCGACGCGUCUAUCAAGCAGUACACAUACGAAAAGACUCAGCAGGCCGAUCCCUUUGAGAAUAUUGGUAGUGAUGUCACUGCGCAUGAUAAAGACACUGGAAUAGAAGCGGUUGUUUCAGAAACGUGGUCCAACAAGUUUACUGACAUUGAGCAAUUACUUGAUACGCUGUCAUUUGAAUCUACUCCACCUGAGCCUGUCACUCAGGAUUUUCCCUAUUCUCAAUCUACCUAUCACGUAUAUGUAAAAGCUACUGCAGGCGAUGGCACACCACUCCGCGUUCCUCUUACAAUGAACAUUGUAGCUCGUCUUUUGCGAAUCUCACACCAAACUCUUCGUCUAAAAUCCCACACGCUACACAAAUCAACUGAAGCAGCCCAAAAAGCACAAACACGGCUAGAUCAGACUCAACAGAAGCUACAGGAAACAGCGCGACGUCUUUUGAAUGCCAAGAACGAGCUAAAAGAUCUAUCUAGCAAGUUUUUGCGCAUGGACAAUGAAAUGGUUGAAAUUGAAUGCAAGCUGGAUGUAGUGAAUGCGUCGAGAGUAGAAGAGAUUCGAAGUCUAAGGCAGUUGGUGGAUAUAUUGGUUGGUGGGUCUUGUACAUCAUGGGAAUCUUCUGGCACAGACACGAAGGAGCAAUUAAAGAAUGGUGACUUGUCCAUUCAGGAACACGAGGGCUUGGUAGGAGCAGUCAAGCAUAUGCUAGCUAGUGUUGAUGCAAAAUUGCUUAGAGAUAAAGGAAUCGAUAUAGCAGCCAAAGGAAGUGAGGUACCAGAAAGUGUUGCAUUGGCAUCGCAUGCUGCAUCCAUCACUGCUGGGCAAAAAGACGCGGAUCUGCAUCGAUAUGCUUUACAGGCUCUUGCCGUAGUUCAUAUCUCUCUGCAUCGACUUCAGACAUAUUGUGAUAGUAUUGGUGUGGCUUUACAUGCUCUUCAAACAGAGAACAAUCGUCUGAAAAUGGCCCAAUCCGAAUCUUCAUCUACAAAGAAUUGCAUAAAAAGUAUUGAUGGCGGCUCUUCCGAUUGCUUGGUUAAAAUGGCAGAUGAUCAACAGACACUGUCCGUUCCAACUACAUCUGUCACACCUAUCGAUGCCACAGAACGAAAUGUCGCUUUACCAAGCACGAUAUUGACAUCUAUUCCACCCACUUGUGCUCAAUUAAAUGCAUCUCCACCUCUUGCACAAAUCUCCACUCAACCCUUACCAGUCCUAACACCAAAGCCCCAUGAUCGUGAACAACUCGUUGUAAGCGUCAGCCCUAUUACGCCUUUAUUUGACUCAAGCAUUUGGUCAGAAUACCCAUUUAUAUCAAACCAUCUCCAAAACGAGAGUAGCGAAACCAGUUCUGAAAACGCAUUUGCUCGUGCACAAACAUCGACGCGUACCAACUCCAUUGACCCUUAUGCUUUGAACCAUCAGCGUGUGGACGAGCCAAUGAAGUUAGUGUUGCAGCCGCUUCCGCGAACGGCCUCUAGGUUUCCUACGCAGCUUCACUCAAGCUCAGUGCCCUCAGUGUCCCAGGUAGGGCUAGGGCCGCUGCGGUCUCCUGGAUCAAUGCCAGAGUUUGAUCGAGUGGUAAAAGUUGAUCCUCAGCAGAACUCGCUCUCGAGUGACGAUUCCAACGUGCCGCCAGUGAUGAUUGUUGAGAAAUCCAUAGCCAUGAUGAAAGGGCAACAAGGAGAUGAUGCAUCCAUACAACCUGCCACUUUAGGAAAACGCCCAGCUGGUGGAUUGAGUGCUACGGGUAAAGUCAGCGAGUAUCUCGAUGCACUCGAAUCUUUAAAAGCAGAUAUGAUAGGGGAACGUGGGCGUAGCGUUUCCAAUGGGACUAGCUCGACACAGGGACUGAAUUCACACAACAAGAAGUUGGCAUACAAGGAUAUGGUGCGUAAGCUGAUUGCGGCAAUGAAAGCAGAGAGUGGGGUGGCCAAUGAACCUGCGGCUCAUUUCGAAACUGAUGCCGGAAAUCCAACAGCCCUGAAUGCCAAUACAGAGUUUCUUCCUGUAUUGGACUGUCAUGAGGGCGUUGACAUCACAUCGCCUACUCAAACACACAGCAUCUCCGAUUUGGGAUUUUCAAGACUAGACACUCGACAGCUGAAUCCACAUCAACUCGAGAUGGUUGAUUCCACACAGAUCGUGGCAGACACAGUCUUGAAUUCCAACACAUCAGAGGAUGAAAUACCGAUUAGCGAGUUGGUAGCCCGUAAUGAGCCACUUGACAAUGGCACGAGUUACUGCUUCAAUGAUCGUCGUAUGUGUAUCAAACCACACACUCUGACCGUAAGCACCAAAGAAAAUGAUGUUAAUAUGAGCCGUCCAAGUGUUGAAUUUGACAAGAGUGCCGCAUUGAGUGUAAAGUCGCCAUUGUCACCAUUAAAACAAGCUUAUAUUGACAUCAAUGCAAGACUGGGUCUAGCACGUCCAGGAAUAUGA
Messenger RNA from Batrachochytrium dendrobatidis JAM81, 4455 nucleotides. RefSeq lists its product as uncharacterized. Lineage: Eukaryota; Fungi; Chytridiomycota; Chytridiomycetes; Rhizophydiales. The transcript has a single exon. The record is from RefSeq and is a predicted model, not a curated record. Bases 1 to 4455 code for a protein of 1484 amino acids. Gene Ontology annotation, molecular function: protein binding.